AUGGACGAAGACGAGUAUUACAAAAAUUUUAUAUCUGCGACUAAUAAUGAAGAAGAUUUGCCUAGCGACGAUGAGGAUUUUUUUGCAGUUGACGAAGUAAUUGAAGACAAUUACCAUGCAAGAAUUCCAAAAGCUGAGCUUGUAGAUCUCGUGAUGGAAUCUCAGCAUAUUUCAAAGCCUACUUGUACAGUCUAUAGGCCUGUGAUGCCAGUUUAUAACCAAAGAGUUAUGGAUAAUGUGGUGUGCUUUACGAGAGAGCAGAGGAUGAUGCUGCUUUCACAAAUUGAAAUUUUUAUCCAAUUACUGAUACAAAACAUUUUGCUUGCGGAUGAUAUUAGAAUGAAAGAAGACGGGGUGAGAAUACUUACUCCUCUACCAGCAAACAAUUUUUUUUUAAAUUUUAUAGUAAAUUUUAAAAAUUGGAAAGCAAAGAUUAACUUAUUUUGCAAAAUUUAUAUUGCAAAACGCAAGUUGCUUAAAAAUUAACAGUGCUGACUAGAGAUUUCGUUAUAAUAAUUAUCAUUUAUAUUUUAAGCUCGUUAUUAAACUGGGGGCUUUACUUAAAAAUGGGGAAUUUUGCUCGUUCAGGUAGGGGGAGCUAGAGAUGUGCUUAAGAGAUGUGAAUCAAACUCGAAUUUAUAUGAUAUUUCAUUUUUGAUAUAGCUCAGGGCCGCUUUAGCUUGCCAAAGGGUUUUCUUUAAAACUAGAGGUUACUUAAGCAGCCUAUAUUGCUGAGUAACCUCUCAAAUUCAGAAAACCUAGAGCCCUGGGACGAAAUAAAGACCUCCUUAGAUAUAAACGGCAGAGCCAAAAUUUCCGUCCCCCGCCAAAUCUCAUUGCUGUAUGUCCCUUUAGUAGAUGUUAUCAAAACUUGUUUUCCUUUUGAAGAUUUAAUGAGGGUAAGAAUGUCCCGAAAAGAAAUAAAAGAUGCAUUGGAAAUUUUUUCUCCUCCUUUUAUAUCUAGAUGGCUUUUGCCGCUUGACAAUAUUCCAUCUCCAAGAAAGGCAAAACAAGGUUUUAACGUUUUAGAUGAUAUGCUAUUACUCCAAGGGUUAACUAAAACCAGCUCAUUAUUUUUGAUACAAGAAAAUUGAUUACCGAAUAAAACUCCUGCUCAAAUAAAAAAUAGGAUUAAAAAUUUAAAGUCAAAAAAAUACCCACCAAAAAAUGAAGCUCAGGAAAGGAUUAUGAAAUUAUUAGAAGAACAAAAAAAGCCGCUAAAUGAAGAAGAGCUGCAGCAACUGAGGAAGGGACUGCAAUGGUUUGGGCUACAAAAAAUACAUCAAAUUCAGAAAUAUUUUUUACCGAAUAGGCCAAUUAAAUUGUUAACUGAAAUGUCAAGAGAACAGAUCAGCAACCCCUUGGAUAACUUUACACAAGAAAAUUUGGAUCCUACAGACUCGUGUGCGUGCUUUUGCCAAUGUGAUGAGGUAUUUGAAGUGUAUUAUUUGCAGUAG
Blepharisma stoltei is the source of this 1457-nucleotide messenger RNA. The record is from the annotation of a GenBank genome assembly. NCBI's taxonomy places the organism in Eukaryota, Ciliophora, Heterotrichea, Heterotrichida, Blepharismidae.